AUGAGAUUUGAAAAGAGUUUCAAUGAUAAUAAUGAAAUUGAAUUGUUACAAAUAAGAAAAUCUCAUGAAGAAAAAUUAGAAAAAGUCUUGAGCGAAAUUGAAAAAUUAGAAAAUGAAGAAAUUCUAUUAAAUAUUCGAAUUAAACAAUUUCAAGUCGAAGAUUUCAAAAAUGAAAAUGAAAUGAAACAUUUCUUUGAACAACGAAAUCAAUUAAUUGAACAAAUCAAUGAAAUCACAAAAGAUUUUCAUUUAACUGAACAAAU
Molecule: messenger RNA, 263 nt
Organism: Adineta ricciae
Lineage: Eukaryota; Metazoa; Rotifera; Eurotatoria; Adinetida; Adinetidae
Source: the annotation of a GenBank genome assembly